Molecule: messenger RNA, 1329 nt
Organism: Lentinula edodes (shiitake mushroom)
Lineage: Eukaryota; Fungi; Basidiomycota; Agaricomycetes; Agaricales; Omphalotaceae
Product: WD40-repeat-containing domain protein
Exons: 8
Coding region: 1-1329 (442 amino acids)
Biological process (GO): peptidyl-serine dephosphorylation
Cellular component (GO): protein phosphatase type 2A complex; cytosol
Molecular function (GO): protein binding; protein phosphatase regulator activity
Source: RefSeq, a predicted model, not a curated record
AUGGAAGACCCCUCAGGCUCAGGCGGAUGGCGUUUUGCUCAAUGUUUUGGCGAUAAAGGAGAAGUAGAGGAUAUAACAGAAGCUGACAUUAUCUCUACGGUGGAAUUUGACUCGACGGGGAAUUAUCUCGCUACAGGUGACAAAGGUGGUCGUGUUGUGCUCUUUGAACGGAAUGAAAUGAAAAAAGGCUGUGAAUAUAAAUUCUAUACAGAGUUCCAGUCGCACGAACCCGAGUUCGACUACUUGAAGUCGCUCGAAAUUGAGGAGAAGAUCAACAAGAUCAAAUGGUGUAAACGGCAAAAUUCUGCACAUUUUCUGCUAUCAACAAAUGACAAAACAAUAAAACUCUGGAAGGUUUUCGAAAAAUCGUUACGGGUCGUAUCAGAAUCAAAUCACCAUGAUGGACAGCGCCCGCUUCCGCCGCCAACGGUGAAAAGUCAUCUGCGAUUGCCUCGCAUGGCUUUGCAGGACAACAUUAUCGCUGCCGUGCCUCGUAAGGUGUACUCGAAUGCCCACGCCUAUCAUAUACAUUCCAUCUCUGUCAAUUCUGAUCAAGAAACAUACAUAUCGGCUGACGAUUUGCGGAUCAACCUUUGGAAUCUCAACAUCAGCGACCAAAGCUUCAAUAUCGUCGAUAUCAAGCCAGUCAACAUGGAGGAGCUCACAGAAGUUAUUACCGCCACAGAAUUCCACCCAACGCAUUGCAAUCUCUUCAUGUACUCUAGUUCAAAAAGUAACAUCAAGCUUGCUGACAUGCGGGACUCUGCCUUGUGCUUCGAAGAAGAGGAAGACCCCACUACUCGAUCCUUCUUUUCCGAAAUCAUCUCCUCCAUCUCUGACGUCAAAUUCAGCCACGACGGCCGGUACAUUCUUUCAAGAGACUACCUGUCUCUUAAAAUUUGGGACGUUAACAUGGAGAACCGGCCUGUGAAGACCAUCCCUAUACAUGAUCACCUUCGUGGUAAACUGUGCGAUCUGUAUGAGAAUGACUGUAUUUUCGACAAGUUUGAGUGUGUGUGGAGUGGAGACGAUCAGAAUGUCUUGACUGGGUCUUACCAUAAUUAUUUCCGGAUAUAUGACACGGACACUCUGAACGACGUCGUUCUACAAGCGGAUAAAUCAGCCUUUAAAAUCAAGAAAAUCGGAGGGGCUGCGCCGGGUCAGAAGUUGGGUGCGAAGAAUGGUGCAAGACCAAACGGGUUGAAGGAUAUGAUGGCACUUGACGCCUUGGAUUUCAACAAGAAAAUCCUCCACGCUAGCUGGCACCCGAAGGAAGCGACUAUCGCCAUUGCAGCGACGAACAAUCUGUUUUUGUAUAGCGCCGCAUGA